Messenger RNA from Oppia nitens, 1047 nucleotides. RefSeq lists its product as uncharacterized. Bases 115 to 1047 code for a protein of 310 amino acids. The record is from RefSeq and is a predicted model, not a curated record. The transcript is spliced from 3 exons. Lineage: Eukaryota; Metazoa; Arthropoda; Arachnida; Sarcoptiformes; Oppiidae. Gene Ontology annotation, molecular function: oxidoreductase activity.
UGUGUCUCUUCUCCAAAAUGUCAGUAUUGUAGUCAUUGAACACAAUAUUUUUAUACAAAAUUAAUUUACGGUUAAAUAUUUAAAUAAAUCAUUGGUUUUUAUAUAAAUUAAUAAAUGGAGGAUAAAUCAAAAAUAAGAUUAACUAAUGGAGUUUAUAUGCCUUUGGUUGGGUUAGGUACGAGUCAUAGCGGGGGAUAUUCUCAUCGGGCAGUAGUCUAUGCCUUAAAAGAUGUCGGUUAUCGGCUUAUAGAUACAGCCAAAAGAUACGGAACCGAAAGUUUUAUACCUCAAGCUAUUGAUGAGAGUUGUGUUCCGAGAGAAGAUAUAUUUGUAUCAACAAAAUUAUGGCCAACAGAUUAUGGAUUUGAAUCGACUAAAACUGCAUUUAAAGGAUCACUCAAUAGAUUAGGCGUUGACUACAUUGACUUAUUUUUGAUACAUUGGCCCGAAGUAUCUUCAAAAUGUAGUGAUAAAUGGGGAACUUUAGUCGAGACGUGGCGUUCAAUUGAAACCUUAUAUGACUCGGGUCUCUGUCGGGCUAUAGGUGUCAGUAAUUAUGGAAUUGAAGAAUUUGAGAAACUUUUACCGGAAAGUAGUAUAACUCCUCAUAUAAAUCAAAUAGAGUUUCAUCCCUUUCACAAUCCCAAUGAUUUGAAACAGUAUUGUGACGAUAAUAAGAUACAGAUUCAGGGCUACUCUCCAUUAGGUGAGGGCUAUCUCGUCAACGAACAGAUUAUCAAAGAGAUGGCAUACAAUCAUAAGCGAACAGCGGCUCAGGUAUUGAUUCGGUGGUCAAUUCAAAACUCUGUCCCAACUAUUCCUAAGUCUACUAAAGAGAACAGAGUUAAAGAAAAUUUUAAUGUAUUUGACUUUCAAUUAAAUGACAACGAAAUGAGUCUAUUAAAUGGCUUACAUGAAGGUCGCAAAUAUAUUGAUAGCUCUAAGAUUAAGGACAAAAUUGAUGAACAAUUGCCCGAUGGAUACAAAUUAGACAUACAUUUAAAUGAAAUGACUAAUAGCUCACAAAAUAACAGACAACAGUCAUAA